Messenger RNA from Owenia fusiformis, 1517 nucleotides. Lineage: Eukaryota; Metazoa; Annelida; Polychaeta; Sabellida; Oweniidae. The record is from the annotation of a GenBank genome assembly.
UAUAUGCGUUAGUAUGAACAUCAAUAAGCGUGUUUUGGUGAUUAUACGUUUUUGGAGGCCUCAUUGGGUUAAAUGAGAGGCGUGGAAAUAACUUAUAAAAUUCAUUUAAUGAUAGGGUGGCGCAAGUCGUUUAAUUUUUAAUUAGUUACGUAUAAAUACCAGAGAAUGAUUAUGAUGAAUUCUUAUACACUUUUAAUUCUUGGAACAUAUAUGAAGACCUUUACAAAAAUGACAAGUAACUAUAAUUAGAUAAGUGACAAAGUUGGCCGUUUGGCGCAACAGGUACAACAUUUGUCAACUAACGGACGAGGCCAGAUAAUUAUUAUCAAAUAUAAUUAAAGAAUAACUCUAUAAACAGACCACAAGAGAUCAAUAAUAUGGAUUUAUCGAGAGCUUAUAACGGAAGUGCUUUCUCAGAAUACUAUGGUGGUCAACCCCAAUAUUACCCUUCUGGGUUCACAGACCCAACCAGAGCCGCUUCAGCCUAUAAUAGUUAUGAUGUCUACACAGCGGCACGCACAUCGCUGGCAGCUGGGGCCGCUUAUGGAGCGGCAGGACUUAGUGUAAGUCAACCAGCCAGCCCCUGGUCAUCGUUAGCUACCUGGGACCCAAAGGUAGCUAGUUCACAAAUCACGGGCUGGUUAGCCACCGGAAAUGUCCAGGGAGUUGGUCAGGGGCAACCAAUGAAACGUAAACGUAAAACAACACCCUCUCAAAGAAUGGCAGCUAAUAUAAGAGAACGGAGAAGAAUGUGUAGUUUAAACACCGCGUUCGAACGUCUACGACGGAGGGUUCCCGUGUUCCCUCAUGAAAAACGUCUCUCAAGAAUACAAACGCUACGUCUAGCUAUAACGUACAUUUCUUUCAUGUCGGAAUUGCUCACUGGGCAAGAUAUGAACACGAUGAUGAAGCAAACGAUUACGGAACAGAAACCUGUUGUUUGGCAACCAUAUGAUGAUACCGACGACGCUGAUCUGACCGAUAGUUCACCUCCACAGGGUAACACUCCAACAAAUGGGUAUAUAGACACAAACCAGCAAAUCUAGUCGUAAAGAAAAAAACAAAAAGUAUUUAAUAAUUACUUACAAAAUGUGGUUCUGUUAAAUAAAAAAUUAAAAUGCUUUCCCAUCCGCCUAAAAAUUCAAUGCCGUUUGGAUUCAGUGAAACAUUGUUAUAUCAGUAGGCAUAUGAAAUCCAUUUCUAUUUUAUUUCUCAAAAAGGUUGCAUGGCGAUUCAGUAAUAUUGCGAUAAAUUAUUUGUGUCAAUCUAUUUUGUAUAAAUGAAGAUUUAUCUAACUGAGACGUUUUGUUGCAGAGUUAUAUUUUUAUUUUGACCAUUCCAAUAUGAGAGUCUGUGUGAAGUUAUCUCUCCAACUUUAUUUCACAAAUUAGUAUUGAUUGAUUUAAUAUAUUAGGAUAUUGUAACACUUUUUAUAAUUAUUAAUUAUAAUUUUAAAGAGAAACGGGCAUCUUGUGAUUGUAUUUGUUGUUAUAUGAUUGUUUUUCUCCAAGAAAAAA